Molecule: messenger RNA, 1196 nt
Organism: Panicum hallii
Lineage: Eukaryota; Viridiplantae; Streptophyta; Magnoliopsida; Poales; Poaceae
Product: transcription factor bHLH54-like
Exons: 5
Coding region: 23-952 (309 amino acids)
Biological process (GO): regulation of transcription by RNA polymerase II
Cellular component (GO): nucleus
Molecular function (GO): protein dimerization activity; DNA-binding transcription factor activity, RNA polymerase II-specific; RNA polymerase II cis-regulatory region sequence-specific DNA binding
Source: RefSeq, a predicted model, not a curated record
CAACUACCGAGAAGGGAAAACAAUGGAGGCCUCCGAGGCGAGUUGGCACUCCUUUGAUCCGUCAGUCGCCGUGGAGGACUCCGAGGCGAUGGCCCAGCUGCUCGCGGUCCAGUACUUCGGCAACGAGCAGAAGCAGCCGGCGCCGACGGCCAUGUACUGGCCGGGUUGCCAAGAAGCCGACCAGUACUACGGCUCGGCGCCGUACCACAUGCAGCAGCCCAACUCGGGUGAAGGCUGCUACGACCAUGCUGGUUACUACUACGGCAGCAGCACGGUCACGAUGACCGGCGACUUCUUCGUGCCGGACGAGCAGGUGGCGGAUCCGAGCUUCAUGCUUGAUCUGAACCUCGACUUCGAGGACCAGGAAGGCGGCGUCGACGUGCCGGCGGCGUGCAAGAGAAAGCAGGAGAAUCAGAAGGGAGAGAGCACCGCGUGCACCGUUCCAAAGAAGAAAUCACGCUCCACGGCAGUGCCGGCGCAGAGGAAGGGCAGGAACGCGCAGUCCAAGAAGGCGCAGAAGGGCGCGUGCAGCCGAGGCAACCAGGAGGAGAGCAACGGCGACGGCAACGUGCAGUGCUCGGGCGACUACCUGUCCGACGACGACUCGCUGGAGAUGACCGCGUGCAGCAACGUGAGCUCGGCGUCCAGGAAGUCGUCGCCGGGAGGUGGGAAGGCGAGGGCCGGACGUGGGGCGGCCACCGAUCCGCAAAGCCUCUACGCCAGGAAAAGGAGAGAGCGGAUCAACGAGCGGCUAAAGAUACUGCAGAAUCUCGUUCCCAAUGGAACCAAGGUAGACAUCAGCACGAUGCUUGAGGAAGCAGUUCAAUACGUCAAGUUCUUGCAGCUGCAGAUCAAGCUGUUGAGCUCGGAUGAUAUGUGGAUGUUCGCGCCGAUCGCAUACAACGGGGUCAACGUCGGCCUCGAUCUCAAGAUCUCGCCGCCGCAACAAUGAUCGGCUCCGACGACGGCGGACCGAUGUUCAUUGGCCGCGCACAUUGAUUCUUUCCCGUUAUUCUCUCUCUCUCUCUCUCUCUCUCUCUCUCUCUCUCUCUCUCUCUCUCCAAUUCAUCUGAAAAGAUUCAUCGCUGAAGGACGGGCAGUUGUAACGAACGGUUUUUACAGCACUGGCCUUCUCGAACAGCAAAGUCUGAAAUGAGUGGAACUCUGUAUUGGCAGUCUGGCACAUACAAAAGGAA